AAGUUAUAUUAUUUGUAGGUUUACGAAGUCAAAUGUUGUUUUGCGCUUCCUGAUGAAAGGGUAAUGCUGCCAUGCCAUUUGUCAGUCCUUGGUGUAGUGUGAGAUUAGUUGAAUGCAGUAUAUUGGGAAAAUUACCAGUCUAUAGCAUUCUCUGAUACAGUCUUUGUACUUUUUAAAACUGUGCCUUUUUUGCAUUGAUAGGUGGCAGAUGUAUCGCAGCUGCAAAUCCAAGCACGAUUUUUUUUCUUAAUGGGACAAAUUUACUUACAGAACCAGAGUCCAGUAUAACAUUUUGACUAUUACGUCAUGUUCAGAUUUUGCUGAAAGCUCUACUCUUUUUAGCUGUUCAAGCUAAAAAUCUAAAGAAAUGAAUGUGAUUGUGUAAUGGUCUAUAUCCUUCACACUAAGGAGGCACCAUAUUUUCUAGCCAUCACUUUAAUUGGACAUGUCAGUUAACAUGAGGUGCCCGGAGAGAACCUCUUUGGAUAGGAUUAAGGUUACCCAAUGAAGUGUUUUAAGUCUUAAACCUUCAGUUGCUGAUGGUGUAAUCAUUUCUGCCUUGUACUUAACUCUACCUAAUCAUUUCUGCCUUUUUUCAUCUGACGUUCAACACAUGCACAGUGUAACAAAACCCAGGUUGUGCAUUCUAGCAAACAGGAAUGCUUUCACUUCUCUGAGAAGAGCUUCCAAACCUAAAAAUACUGCGUGUGUUAUGGAUAUCCAGCAUGAGAAGUUGGGCCGGGGAAGAACUUCAUGCCUGACUUAUCAGUUGCUGUCUGCAUCUUCAACAGCUACCAUGUGGUUUUAGUUAAAAAAAGUUAAAUAUGUCUGCCAUCUCAUUGUGCUUAAAUUGUGGAAUGUCGAAGACCAGCAGGAUGGAGGCUUCCUGCCUGGAGCUGGCUUUGGAAGGUGAGCGCCUGUGUAAAGCAGGAGAUUGCCGAGCUGGUGUGUCUUUCUUUGAAGCAGCUGUUCAGGUUGGAACUGAAGAUUUAAAAACACUCAGUGCUAUUUACAGCCAGUUAGGCAAUGCCUAUUUCUACUUGCAUGAAUAUGCAAAGGCCUUGGAAUACCAUCACCAUGAUUUAACUCUUGCAAGAACAAUUGGAGAUCUACUGGGUGAAGCUAAAGCUAGUGGGAAUCUGGGCAACACCUUAAAGGUACUUGGGAAUUUUGAAGAAGCUAUUGUUUGUUGUCAAAGACAUCUGGAUAUUUCCAGAGAGCUAAAUGAUAAGGUUGGAGAAGCAAGAGCACUGUAUAAUCUGGGAAAUGUAUAUCACUCUAAAGGGAAAAAUGUAGCCAAUGUUGGGACUCAUGAUCCAGGGGAACUUCCAGAUGAUGUGAAAAAUGCUUUACAAAAGGCUGCAACUUAUUAUGAGGAAAAUCUGUCAAUAGUAACAGAGCUGGGUGAUAGAGCAGCACAAGGACGUGCCUUUGGAAACCUGGGAAACACACACUAUCUUCUGGGCAACUUCAGGAGUGCGGUUUUAGCCCAUGAACAGCGUCUCCUAAUUGCAAAAGAGUUUGGCGAUAGAUCAGCAGAAAGAAGAGCAUACAGCAAUCUUGGAAACGCCUACAUCUUCCUCGGUGAAUUUGAAACUGCUUCAGAAUACUACAAGAGGACGCUCCAGCUGGCACGACAGCUUAAAGACAGAGCUGUGGAAGCACAGGCCUGCUACAGCCUUGGGAACACAUACACUUUGCUUCAAGACUAUGAAAAAGCAAUUGAUUAUCAUUUGAAACACCUUGUGAUUGCUCAGGAAUUAAAUGACAAAAUUGGAGAAGGAAGAGCAUGCUGGAGUUUAGGGAAUGCUUACACUGCGCUGGGAAAUCACGACCAAGCUAUGCAUUUUGCCGAAAGGCACUUGGAGAUCUCACGAGAGGUAGGAGAUAAAAAUGGAGAACUCACUGCAAGACUUAAUCUCUCAGAUCUUCAAAUGGUUCUUGGAUUAAGCUAUAGCACAAACAACUCCAUGAUGGCAGAAAGCCAUGCGGUAGAUACCAGUCUGAAUGGUACCAGACCAAGAGUAGCACGCCGUCACAGUAUGGAGAACAUGGAACUUAUGAAAUUAACUCCAGAAAAGGUUCAGAACUGGAACAGUGAGAUUCUUGCUAAACAGAAACCACUGGUUGCCAAAUCUUCAGCAAAACUACAUUUUGUAAAUCGACUAAAAGGCAAAAAGUACAAAACCGGCACCACUUCAAAAGUUUUGCAGGAUGCCAGUAAUUCUAUUGAUCAUCGACUUCCAAACUCACAGAGGAAAAACAGUCGAGAGGCAAUGGCAGAUGAAGGGUUCUUUGAUCUGCUGAGUCGUUUCCAGAGCAACAGGAUGGAUGAUCAGAGAUGCUACUUUCAGGAGAAGAACAGGUUCUCAGCUGCUUCAGUGGCAACAUCCUCUACUCCACCUAAAACAAUGCGAAAAUCCUUUUCUACAUCUGUAGUUUCACCCCACACAGAUGAGUUUCUAGACCUACUCGCUAGCUCGCAGAGCCGCCGGCUCGAUGACCAACGUGCCAGCUUUAGCAAUCUACCUGGACUUCGACUUAACCAGCAGAACAGUCACUCAGUCCUGGGUCAUCUCAUGGCGCAUAACAACAGGGACCUAGAUGAUGACUUCUUCGAUAUACUGAUAAAAUGUCAGGGUUCCAGACUGGAUGAUCAAAGAUGUGCUCCUCCCUCAUCUGCGAAAGGACCAACUGUACCAGAUGAGGAUUUUUUUAGCCUGAUUUUACGGUCACAAGCUAAGAGAAUGGAUGAACAAAGAGUCCAUUUACCCUCAACUAUAAAGGGACCAAGUUCUAGCUGAAGGAACAAAUAGGCAUGUACUGUACAAUAGUAUCUUAGGUAUCAUUGUUUGCUGGAAAAACAUAAUGCCUUCUUACAGAAGAUGCACUUAGUAGUUUUGCCCCCUUUCUAAAACCUUUUGCUAUGAAUAGCAGCAGUAUCACAUUUGUGACCAGUCAUUGCUGCUAUUGCUUUUAGCUGUGUCCGAGACACUGAUUACUGUGUCCCUCUUAACUGCCUCUAAUCUGUGAACAUUAUACAAAUUUUCCUAUCAAGGUUCUGUCAUUGCUGAGGUGUGGAUUCUACCACUGUCUCAG
Molecule: messenger RNA, 3099 nt
Organism: Neopsephotus bourkii (Bourke's parrot)
Lineage: Eukaryota; Metazoa; Chordata; Aves; Psittaciformes; Psittacidae
Gene: GPSM2
Product: G protein signaling modulator 2
Exons: 14
Coding region: 825-2804 (659 amino acids)
Molecular function (GO): protein binding; GTPase regulator activity
Source: RefSeq, a predicted model, not a curated record